Molecule: messenger RNA, 1058 nt
Organism: Hansenula anomala
Lineage: Eukaryota; Fungi; Ascomycota; Saccharomycetes; Phaffomycetales; Wickerhamomycetaceae
Exons: 1
Coding region: 42-1058 (338 amino acids)
Source: RefSeq, a predicted model, not a curated record
UUUAUUCAACUACAUAUAUUCCAAAACAACUAUAAACAAUCAUGAUCUCUAAGUUACCAGUCGAACUAAAGUUGGCGGUAUUGGAGCUAAGUCCCAACCUUAGAUAUGCAAAUACUGAGUUUUACAUCCUUUAUAAUGAAUUAUUCAAGAUGAAGACACUCCAUUUGGUUGGUGAUGAACCUUUAAUCAAGAUUUCCAAACUAUUACAAUUCUUCUCUUCAACUUUUGAGUUUUGGAAUGGUGCUUUAACUAAACUUUACAGACCUGAUUUGAAUUGGGUACUAAUUUACUCAUUAUUGAAGAAUCGAAAGAUUUUCUUCCAAAAAGAAGAUUUUGUUAUCCAAGCGGAUCAAAAUAACAUUGAGCAAGAGCUUGAUACUGAAUAUGUUCAUUUACAAGAUGUUCACGCAUUCCAUUAUCAUAAAAUUGUUUUACUACCCAAUGGGAACUAUAAUUUCCAAGUUGCUUUAAGAAAUCUACAUUCUUCAAGAGGGUUAGGAACUACAAGGUUCCAAUUAAAUUAUUUGGAUGAAUCAUUUACAGCAUAUCCACCAAGUGUGAUCAAUGAAAUAUUACCAAAAUCCCAAUUAAGUGUGAUGAACUUGGGCGAAUUUACCAUAAACAAUCCUGAAGAUGCCCUGACAGAAGUUGAAAUCAUAAUUGAAGAAAUUGGAAUGUACCCGAAAUGUGACUUGAUUUUUGAUUACCUUGAUUUCAAACCAAUUAACUGUGACUAUCUAUACUAUACAAUUCCUGGUGACCCAUUCAAAGAGUAUAACAAAUUUGUGAACAAGGUUGAAAAAGCUUGUCAUCUUGCUAUUGAUGAGAUUUGGAAUCAUCCAGAAUCCCCAGAUGUUUCACCAGUAGACUCUUUAGAGUCUUUCAAUGAAAUAGUGGACCAGGAUGAUGAUGAAUUACACUCUUUGAAAAAGUACUCCAAAGAGUUUUACACAAAAUGUUCAAGAUCUGUCAAGAUGUAUUAUCCAAGCGAUCAACGUCAUUUUAGAGAGAAAAAAACCGGGAAACUUUUGGACUGGAGAGUACCACUUUUGAGAUGA